Messenger RNA from Melitaea cinxia (Glanville fritillary), 993 nucleotides. RefSeq names its product histidine-rich protein PFHRP-II-like. Lineage: Eukaryota; Metazoa; Arthropoda; Insecta; Lepidoptera; Nymphalidae. The transcript has a single exon. Bases 1 to 981 code for a protein of 326 amino acids. The record is from RefSeq and is a predicted model, not a curated record.
AUGAAAACAGCAAUCAGCUUGUUAUGUGUGGUGGUGUGUGCCUCGGCCGUCCAGGUCGGGUACGUGGCCCCGGCCUCCAGCUAUAUCUACAGAAGCGACAACGAUGGACCAGCCAGCCUCAUCCAGGUGGGAGCGCACAAUUACCAGCAACCCCCAGCAUUUGCGGCUUCCUUGCCUCUUCUACAGCCUUUGAAAGCUGCCGAGGCUUACGACUUGGCCCCGAUACCUUUACCCUACGUAGCCGCGAAACCUAUCAUUGUAGAAGAUGCUGAAGAAGAUGAUGAGGGCUCUGACGAAUCCGAAGAAAGUGAGGAGGGAGGAUUAGUAGAACAUGGUGUCGCACACGAUGUAGGCGGCGGUAGUGCUUAUGAUGAGGAGCAUCAUGCCGCUCAUGGUGAAAAGGGUUCCAAGGGGUACCAUAGUCAGGACCAUCAUGCCAAGGGUGCCGCUGGCCAAUACGGUAAGACACACAAGGAAGGAUACUUCCAUGGCGCUAAGGGAGAAAAAGGUGAACAUCACGACGAAGCCGACGCUCACGGAAAACAUUACGAAGCCGGCAAAGGCUACAAGGGUGGUGACCACGGCCACAAGAAGCACUUCAGCAAGGGUGAGGAAGUGACCGGGUACCAUAAGGUGUUCCACAAGGACGAGUUCAAGAAGGACCACGAUUUCUAUGACGUCGCUGACAAGAGAGGUAACUUCAAGAAGCACGGAUCUCAAGAAGCUCACCACGCUUCCGAAGCUGGCGCACACAAGAAGGGUGGUCACAGCGAUUCAGGCUACAACAAGGGUGGUUUCGGAAAAUCUGGAUACCAUGCAAAAGGGGUAGUGGACGAAUCCGAUGAGGGUCACUCUGCUGAAGAGGGAGCCGACAGCCACUAUAAGCAACAUGAAGACUAUGGUAAGAAGGGAGCCAGCAGCCAGGAGAAGGAGUACGCCUAUGGUGAUGCUGAUGGCGAAUACUAUGUAGACGAGGAUUGAAAUUCAAAAAAA